AUGCCUAACAACUCAAAACCACUGAAUUUUACUUUGCCUGAAGUACUUUCAUUAAUUAUCAAUCCACUAAACAGAUCAAUACCAUCUCGUUUUUCACUUGUUACACCAAUCGGUACAAUAAUCGAUGAACUCUUCAUCGAAAACUGGGCAAAUAUCACCAGCUAUGAGGUCUAUUAUAACACAUGUGCACCGAUCAUAUGUAAUUAUAAAUAUACUCAACGUAGAGGUAUUUUGUAUAUGAUUACAUCACUGCUUUCUCUCUAUGGUGGACUUACUAACAGCUUACAAUUUAUUGUUUGGAACGGUAUGAAAUUAUAUCGAAAAAUAAAAUCAGCUCGACGUAUUCAUCAAGGAACCGAUGCAUCACAAAAUAACGCGAAUUAG
Messenger RNA from Rotaria sp. Silwood2, 384 nucleotides. Lineage: Eukaryota; Metazoa; Rotifera; Eurotatoria; Philodinida; Philodinidae. The record is from the annotation of a GenBank genome assembly.